Messenger RNA from Diplodia corticola, 2259 nucleotides. RefSeq names its product dna polymerase pol4. Gene Ontology annotation, cellular component: nucleus. Bases 1 to 2259 code for a protein of 752 amino acids. The transcript is spliced from 2 exons. Lineage: Eukaryota; Fungi; Ascomycota; Dothideomycetes; Botryosphaeriales; Botryosphaeriaceae. The record is from RefSeq and is a predicted model, not a curated record. Gene Ontology annotation, biological process: double-strand break repair via nonhomologous end joining. Gene Ontology annotation, molecular function: DNA binding; DNA-directed DNA polymerase activity.
AUGGAGAAGGAGAAAGCGCGGCCUCUCUUCCGGAAGGAGCAUUUCUACGACACCCUCUCUGCGCUGGACGAAGACGAAGACGAUCAACCGCCAGAUGAAGGCCGUCUUGCCUCACAAAAGCUGCUGACAGACUGCCGCUCUGCGCCCGUCGCGUCUCGCUUACCCGCGCAGCCUCCUCGCGUCUUUCGCUCAUUCGCCGGCGCGCCAACCACUCGCCCACCGCUCGGGAGGACCCUUUCCGCACCCUCGCCAAACCCUGCCUCAGCCCACGUGCCGGAAAACCUCCCGGAUACUACCUAUUCACCGCCGAGGGUCGCAUCGUCCCCAGUCCGGUCUUCCAAGGGAGACACCAUGUCCAGCCCGAAGCAAAACCUCACUCUGGCCCAGCUCAAGCGGAUACCUCGCGCUCCUGGCAAGGGCAAGAAGGAAGCCAAGAUUAAGCUCGCGCCUGAAAACCGCCGCAUCUUCAAAGACCUGGUGUUCUAUUUCUUUCCGAGCAAUGACAUCAACGGCGCCCGCCGCAUGAGGAUCGCGAAGGCAAUCGAGUACGGCGCCACUUGGGUAGUCGACUGGUGCGACCACAUCACCCAUAUCAUCGUGGAUAAGGAUCUCACCUUCGAAGAUGUGAGGACUCACCUCCCCCAUGCUCUGUCUCAGAACCUCAUCAUCGUCAACGAGACCUAUCCGUCAGAUUGCCUCAUCUGGCGCUCUAUCCUGGAUCCUAAGCUGCCUCAGUUCCUUUUGAAGGGACAAGAAGAGCUUCAUCAGAAGACCGCAGAAGACGAGAUCCAUUUGCCUGCUUCGCAACCGUCGCAACCUGCAGAUAAAAAUGUCCCUGUAGCUGAGCCAGCAACGCCUCUGAGGUCAGAGAAGAUUGACAACGAACAGCCUCCCUCAAGCCAAGAUUUUCAGACACACAACAAAGCAGGCUCGGCUGGGGACAGUAAUGGAGUAGAACUAUAUAACGAUGCAUUGGAGGAAAUCAUUAUAGGUGCCAAGAACACCGACUACCUCCCUUUAGAGCUGGAAGAUGAGGACUCCCAGGGGCAAGCAAGCGCAAGUUCCGAUUCUGAUACCGAGGAUGAGAGGCCCAGAAAGAUGGCAAAGACCAGCCUUGACCAGCACGCCGGGUCGUCAGAACAGUUUCAGUGUAUGAAGAAGAACGACGGAAAGACUUCCGAAACCAAUCCGAACUCCCGCACGAUAGAGGUCCUGACAGAGAUGGGCAACUACUACGAGCAGACGAAGGAUGAGUGGCGCUCGCGCGCCUACCGCAAGGCCAUAUCAGUCCUACGCAAGCAAACCGUGAAGAUCAUCACAAAGGAGGAAGCCAUCAAACUUCCUUGCGUCGGCCCCCGCCUCGCCGCCAAAAUCGAAGAAAUUGUCUGGACCAACCGCCUCCGCCGCCUGGACAACGCCCACCUCGAGCCAGGUGAUGAAGCUCUCCAAACUUUUCUCAAAAUUUACGGCGUCGGUCUAUCUAAAGCCAGCAAAUGGGUCAUGGCCGGCCUACGCACUCUCGAAGAUCUCACCCGCAAUAACGUCCCUCUCACAACCAACCAGAAGGUUGGCCUCGCCCACUACACGGACUUCAACACCCGCAUCCCCCGCGCCGAGGUCACCGCACACGGCGCCGUCAUCCAAGCCGCACUCACAGCCAUUGACCCCGCCGCCACAGCCACGGUCGGCGGGUCCUACCGCCGCGGCGCCUCCGACAGCGGCGACAUCGAUGUACUCAUAUCCCACCCCACCGCCGAUCUCGCCCGCCUCCAGCAGAUCGUUUUCGAGGAGCUCGUCCCAGUCCUCACGGCCGACGGCUUCCUCAAAGUUGCGCUCGCCACGCACGGCGGCAAGAAUAAGAAUAAUAACGGCACCGUCACCGACCACGGCACCAAGUGGCACGGCGCGUCAGCUCUACCCCAAUCUACCGCCACCACCGACACGGAAGGAGCACAGCUCAAGACGAAGGCCGAAGACAAGGCCCUCUGGCGCCGUAUCGACCUGCUCCUCGUCCCGGCCUCGCAGCUCGGCGCCGCCCUCAUCUACUUCACCGGCAACGACAUCUUCAACCGCAGCAUCAGGCUCCUUGCCAGCCGGAAGGGCAUGCGUCUGAAUCAGCGUGGUCUGUAUAAGGAUGUGUUGAGGGGGUGGGGCAGGGAGAAGAUCACCGAGGGGGAGCUGGUGGAGGGGAGGGAUGAGAAGAAGAUUUUCGACAUCUUGGGCGUGCCGUGGAGGCCGCCGGAGCAUCGGAUAUGUUGA